Molecule: messenger RNA, 975 nt
Organism: Mollisia scopiformis
Lineage: Eukaryota; Fungi; Ascomycota; Leotiomycetes; Helotiales; Mollisiaceae
Product: ribokinase
Exons: 1
Coding region: 1-975 (324 amino acids)
Biological process (GO): D-ribose metabolic process
Molecular function (GO): ribokinase activity
Source: RefSeq, a predicted model, not a curated record
AUGUCAGCUGACCCGGAGCCCUUACCUCUUCCCGUCAUAGCCGUGAUUGGGUCUCUCAACGCAGACCUCACAACAUACACAUCACGAAUACCAUCUGGCGGCGAGACAUUACACGCAAAUUCAUUCAAAGUUGGCUCGGGAGGAAAGGGUGGCAAUCAAACAUGUGCCUGCGCGAAGUUGUCUCGGACAUCUAAAGAUAUUCAAAAUGGAUCUGCGAUAAUCAAGAUAUUUGGAGCUGUAGGAAAUGAUGCACAUGGCUCCAUGAUCCUUCACGACUUACAGGCUUCCGGCGUCGAUACAUCAGGAGUUUCAAUGAAAGACGGCGUCGAAACUGGCGUUGCAGUAAUCCUAGUGGAAGAAGAGUCAGGCGAGAACCGCAUCUUGCUCAGUGCUGGUGCCAACUAUUCUCUACAACCUUCACAAUUCUCAUUACUUCCAUUACCAUUACCAUCUCUGAUCAUUCUCCAGCUCGAGAUACCGGUUCCGACGACGUUAGAGAUUCUGCGAACGGCGAGAACUCAGAACAUGGAAGUCUUGCUCAACCCAGCGCCUGCAAUACCACUUCCCGAGGAAGCUUAUGUUGGACUGGCCCAUUUGGUUGUGAACGAGACAGAAGCAGUAAUUCUAUCAGGCUGCAGCCCUGGAGAUAUCGAGGAUGAGAAAAAGCUGCCAGAUGUGGCAAGAAUCUUUCACGGUCGAGGAGUAAAGAAUGUUAUCAUUACUUUGGGCGGGAGAGGAGUAUUCUUUUCCAGUGGAGAAGGAAACAAUGGCUUGCUUAAAGCGAGGAAAGUGGAGGUUGUUGAUACUACAGCUGCAGGAGAUACCUUCGUGGGAGCGUAUGCGUUGGAGGUUGUCAAGGGAGAGUUUGAUAUCAAGAGCGCGGUUGAGAGGGCGAAUAUGGCUGCUGCAAAGACUAUUGGGAAGAGAGGAGCGCAGAGCUCGAUUCCUUGGGCUGAUGAGCUGGACAGUAGUUGA